AUACAAAUGAUGGGAACGAAACCAUCUAAAAGAGGCAGUAUGAAGAAGGGUGUCCCGCCCUUGGAGGGCAGUGGUCUGCCACUGGCACAGGCCAUGCUAGGAGGCAGUGGCGACGCGGCAGCUGAGGACGACGAGGAUGAAGAGUUGAGGGAAGGAAAGCAAUUUGAGGAGCCCAUAUGUGCUCUGGUUCAGAACUGCACCAUGUUGCACAACAUUGUGGGCCCGGCCUGCAUCUUCCUGCGACAAAGCUUCGUUCAGGCUCAACUCGACAGAGAUCUACGGCCAGAGGAAAUUGAAGAGCUGAAAGAAGCUUUCCGAGAGUUUGACAAAGAUAAAGACGGCUUCAUUAGCUGUAAGGAUCUGGGCGAGUGCAUGAGGACGAUGGGCUACAUGCCUACAGAAAUGGAGCUGAUUGAACUUAGUCAGCAGAUUUGUGGCGGAAGAGUGGACUUUGAGGACUUUGUAGACCUGAUGGGACCAAAGAUGCUGGCUGAAACGGCAGAUAUGAUUGGAGUGAAAGAACUCAGAGAUGCUUUUAGAGAGUUUGACUCCAAUGGUGACGGUCAGAUCAGUCUGGCUGAACUGAGGGAAGCCAUGAAGAAGCUGAUGGGAGAGCAGCUCAACCACAGAGAGAUUGAUGAGAUCCUCAGGGAUGUGGACCUCAAUGGAGACGGCCUAGUUGACUUUGAAGAGUUUGUCCGAAUGAUGUCUCGCUAAUUAUGAGGACGCGCGAAAAAGGAAGACAACAAGCACUUUGCCAACUCCUACUGUGAAGAGUGAAAUAUGCGUCUCCUACUUUAAAUUACCCAACAAUUAAUGUUCUUUCUAAAAAAUAUCAAAAAGACGUCCAAACACAGACAUCUGGGCUAAAAUAGAUAGACUUCCCACGUGUAGUCAUUCAUUCAUGUCUAUUUGAUGGCUAGUUUAUUUUUGUAUAAUUAUAUGUCGAUUAGGUUUUCACUGACAGCCCAUAUUUAGCCUUAUUUUAGCCCAGAUGUCUAUAUUUGUAGGAUACUUAAAAAAUAUAUAAUAAAUUAUAUUUCUCUAUUAAAAACUUCAUACUCCACACGUUUGCUUUUAUGAAGAAAACAGUUUUCUAAUAAUUAUAAUUUAUUAAACAUUUGGUAUUCAAUUUUACCAACCAUAACUAAAAAAGAGCAAAUUAAACCAGACCAAAGAACACGCACACACACACAUACACACACACACACACACACACACACAAACACACACACACACAAGAACUGUAAGAGUACCAAUCUGUAAAACACAUUACCCAUAAAAUCAUGCUAUAAAAAACUGGACAAUAACAUUCACUACUGAAAGAUGCAUAUGAGAUCGAAUGUACAUGAUUUUUAAGUCAGCAGCUGAUAUGAAUUAGUAUUAUGUGUGUUUUGGACAGUAAACCACUGGCUAAUGGAUCUAGAGUUCCUGGAUGAGGCUUUUAGGACUGUGUUAAUAGCUUUCCCUAAGGGAACGGGAUAUUAGCAUGCAAAACUGGAAGGGUUUAGAGUUAUUGAACACAACUGCCUGGAGAUCCCUAUGUUUCUGACUGUUUCUGAUCUCUCCUUGCUGACGUCUGUGUUUAAACCGAUGUUUCUUUUUCUUACUAUAUAUGUUCUUGAAAACAACAGUAAAAAGACUUUAAUAUUUUUAUUGUUAUUUCUGUACACGUAAAGAUUGUAUAUAUUCAACAAGGUAUUAAAUUAAAUGAAAAUCAUUACAAUUGA
Danio rerio (zebrafish) is the source of this 1730-nucleotide messenger RNA. RefSeq names its product calcium binding protein 2a (gene cabp2a). NCBI's taxonomy places the organism in Eukaryota, Metazoa, Chordata, Actinopteri, Cypriniformes, Danionidae. The record is from RefSeq and is marked validated. Gene Ontology annotation, molecular function: calcium ion binding.